AUGCCAAGUAUCUUUUGGUCUACUCUCGAAGGUCUGUGUGUGGAAGAAGGUCCUGGAGAAGGAAAUGGCAACCCACUCCAGUGCUCUUGCCUGGAGAAUCCCAGGGACAGCGGAGCCUGGUGGGAUGCCCUCUAUGGGGUCGCACAGAGUCGGACACGACUGAAGCGACUUGGUAGCUGCAGAAGGUCUGUGCAGGCUAAUUUUGUUUGCCGAGAGUUUUGCCUGGGGAUUCACAGCCCCACGUACCUACAUUCCAAAAACAGAAGGGGGAGCCCUAAUCCCCCCAUUUCCAGAUCUGGUUAG
Molecule: messenger RNA, 303 nt
Organism: Rangifer tarandus platyrhynchus (Svalbard reindeer)
Lineage: Eukaryota; Metazoa; Chordata; Mammalia; Artiodactyla; Cervidae
Source: the annotation of a GenBank genome assembly